CAGUGUGUGAGCCACCAGCAGCACCAGGGCAGCCCCUCAGAGUGGUACUCAUCUCGAUGGAGACAUGAAGUGUCCCCAGCUCCUGUUCGUGUGCUGGUGCUCCAGCAUCCUCGCUGUGAGCAGCUGCUUCACAGUUGGUGGAUAUUCCUGUGUGAGUUCCUACUGGAGAGAAAUCGCAUGUGAGUUGAACAUCACCGGUGAUCCUGUGGCACCGUCCGACACCACCUACAGCCUGAAGUUCACACAGACCGUGGGAGGCCACGGAAACAAAUCUUGUCCACUCAUCUUCACUCAGAAUCACACUUACAGUUGUGUCUGCACGGUACUAAAGACGAAAAAAACUUUCGGCCAAAGUCAUCAGUUCACCUUGGAACUGUGUAAGAACUCCAGCUGCCUUUCACUCAUCAAGGGAUUUAUACCUUAUGAACACAUUCAGCUGACACCCCCGGAUAAAGUUGAUGUCCAACAAACACCAGAGGUUUUCAACAUCACCUGGAAAAACAUGUAUGAAGGCCAUAGGUACAUUGGCAAUUACCUCGACUACGAAGUCCUCCUGGAGAAAUCUCCCAACAGGGAGAGCAAGAAACUUUCCACCAGUAAGAACUUUUUAUCGGUUCCACGGAUACAACUUGAAGCCCAUGCUACAUACUGCACUCGAGUGAGGUCCACUGUCUUUGAAUUGCCAGAGUUUGCCACAAAUUGGAGUGAAUGGAGUCCACAGAUAUGCUGGAGAAACGGAGUGCAAGAAGACUCUCUCUCAGAACAAGAAAACAUCAUGAUAACUUUGACCAAAUUUCUGGUGCCGGUGUGCGUGGUUGUGGGAGUUCUGGUAUUUGUGUUCCACAGCCCCGCUGCAAGAAUGAAGAUUAAAACUCUGUCCCACACGCCGUCGCCCGCUCCUUUCUUUAAACCCCUGUUUCAGCAACAUGAAGGAAACCUCAAGGAAUGGCUCUCACCGCAAGGUAAAGGUGCACUACCGUACAAAACCAACGAGAUCUUGAUAAACGAUGCUGUGACCGUUGAACCGAAACCCAAAACCGAGGACCCAGAGGAGAACCAGGACGUCCACAUCACUGCAGUGACACAACUCAUAUUCCCUCAAUGUCCAGCCUCCUACGUGGGCUUACCUGGGCAGCAGGUGGCGCCCCAGCCGAUAACCACGGUCCAUCCUGCAGGGGACACUUCUUACACCCGGCUCCCCGGCUCUGUCUGGGGUUGCAGCAUGGGGGAAGUGCAAGUGACGCCGCCGCCGCCGCCUCAGGACGUCUUCGAGAGCAGCUGCACCGACUCUGGUUGCAGCUGCGACGAACUGACCCCAAGCCCAGAGUGCAGUUUACCAAACAGUCCUGUUGAGGCCAGUUCGCCGCCACGUUACUGUAAAGAUUACUGCAUCCUCAACAAAACAGCAGAGGGCGUGGUUCCUGUUCUAGUGUCCAGAUGAGAGAGGUGCACAGAUAUUCCAUCUGUUCAAAAUGUUAAAACCUGUUCCCUGCUGGCACGGAUCAGAGCGGCUGGUCAUUUCAGGAGAGGGUCCGAAUCAGGCCUUUAUGCAUUUUGCCAAACUAUGUUGUAUUUGUCUUGUUUGUAUUUUAUGUCCUGUUAUACUUGUUGGGCAUUCCUUCCACAUUGAAGCUGAUUACUCUGAACUCUGACGUCUUCUCCGGGGGGGGGGG
Molecule: messenger RNA, 1673 nt
Organism: Pleuronectes platessa (European plaice)
Lineage: Eukaryota; Metazoa; Chordata; Actinopteri; Pleuronectiformes; Pleuronectidae
Product: interleukin-9 receptor
Exons: 9
Coding region: 65-1441 (458 amino acids)
Biological process (GO): cytokine-mediated signaling pathway; immunoglobulin mediated immune response
Cellular component (GO): membrane; external side of plasma membrane
Molecular function (GO): cytokine receptor activity; protein binding
Source: RefSeq, a predicted model, not a curated record